AUGGCCUUCAAAUCUUAUAGUACUGAUAGCAAGUUCAAACAUUCUGGACUAUCUGUACAAAUUGAAGAAGAACACGUGUCUAUUGUAGACCUAUUGGAUGUUACUGACGUAGAAAGUUCAUCGUCCGAUUCUGAAUUGGAAUUGUGGGAUUUACAAUUUCAACCAGAAGAAAAUGAGAAGAAAAAGCUGUUUAGUCAAGGACUGUAUAAACCGGGCAGUGGGGAGGUUUGCGCCAAGUAUAUCACCGUAUCUGCCAGUUCUGUGUUAAACCACGUUUACUAUGAGUACCCUUCGGUCAAAGAUCCGGCAAUUAAGGAUGCUUUGUUAUUACCAGAAAAAGUAAUAAGAUACGAAGAUGACGGUCAGGAGUUGUAUUUGCAAUUAUGUAAAGAAACUAACCAAACACCAAUAAAGAUAUUCCACAGAGGAUUGCUUACAGAUACAAUUGAUUUAAGGUACUAUGGAAUACAUCCAGGUGGUAUGAGAGCGAUGUCCCUAGCCUUGUCCUGCAACACCAAUGUAAAAACUCUAGAUUUGACCAGCAACUUCUUGAAUAAUGUCGACGCUUGCUACCACCUCGGUCAACUGUUUGGUUUCAAAAAUGCUAUUAAUCGACUUAUAUUGAAGCAGUGCAACAUCAGACGACAAGGGAUACGUCCACUAGUCGUUUAUUUCUUCACACGUAACUUCGAUUUAUUAGAUUUGUCUGACAACAAUUUGUACGAUGAAGGUCUCGCAUAUCUUAUUGAGCAACUAGACACUGGAGCUGUCAUUCGUAGAUUGAUCUUGAGAAGUAAUCAUUUGACCAGUGUCGGCUUACAGUCUUUAGCUGCAUCCAUAGAAUACCACGACAAUAUAAAAUGCUUGGAUCUCUCCUGGAACAAUUUUGUGGUUCCUUUCGGCCCUAGAGCACUGUUUCAUGCGCUCGCUGAAAGUGAGGUCAUAGCUGAACUUGACAUGUCCUGGACCAGUCUCAAGCUGUCGACAGAACUCGCUCCCCUGUUUAACAUACGCACCUUGAAGAAACUGAAUUUAAGUAAUAAUGCUCUUCCUUCUGCAUCAGCAAGAGUAAUAGGCAAAAAUCUCCACCUAUCACGAGGGUUAGAUCUAUUGGACCUCUCUUUCAAUCCGUUUACUCCAUCUGAUGCGCUGUUUUUACUCUCAAAAAUGAAAUUGUCUAAGGUCAGGGUAAAGGAGUUACGUCUUGAUAAUAUUCCAGUUAGCAAGGAAUUUCCUGCUGAACUAAAAGAAAUUCUAAAACUAAAAUUCCGAAGAAACACUGUUGUAACAUACGGUCAUGUUCUGCGCAACUAUAAUCUUCCUGAGAAGGACAUAAAGAUUAUCGUCAUGAAACGACUUGUGCGCACUACACAUAGGAAAUCAAAGAACGCAUUAGAUGUAUUGUUAGUUGGUUUGAAAUACCUUGACUUGGCGGAAUUUAAUCGCUGCAUGAGGACGAAUGAAACUCCAUUGAAAGAUGAAUUUGUUGAACGAAUGUAUAGAUCCUUCCAAGGGAUAAAAAAUGAUGCGGGAGGUAAAUUUGCCAACCUAGAUGUAAUGGUUGACUAUAUACAUCGGCUUUGGCCGGAUAAGAAACUGCCGCCAACACCACCACCAACGCCACCCUCGCCUCCUGCACCUCGACGUACAAAAAAGAAAUUACAUAAAGGAAAGAAAGUUGUAAAGAAGAAAUGA
This is a messenger RNA of Spodoptera litura, 1695 nucleotides long. The record is from RefSeq and is a predicted model, not a curated record. NCBI's taxonomy places the organism in Eukaryota, Metazoa, Arthropoda, Insecta, Lepidoptera, Noctuidae.